GAGCUGCCUGGAGCACGAGACUCUCAUGAUGGUUUCAAAGAAGGUCGUGGCCAGUUUGCUGUUGGUGUACAUGGUGUCUAUGCUGGCUGAACAGACCGAAGGCUUCGUGCCCUUUUUCACCCAGAGUGACUUCCAGAAAAUGCAGCUGCAGGAAAAGGAGAGGAACAAAGGAGGGCAGAAGAAGUCCCUGCCCUCGCUGCAGCAGCUGGAGGAGGAAGGCUUUUCCGAGCAAUCCGGUGCAGGUGUCAACAAGGUCAAGACCAUCCAGCUAGCUGUUCCUGUCAGAGCUGGGAUGUGGCUCACCCCAAGGCAGCUGGAAAAAUACCAAGACGUCCUGGAGAAACUGCUAGCAGAGAUGUUACAGGACACCCCAGACGCUGACUGAUACCUGCAGACUCCAAAGAGAAAGCGACGUAGCUCACUAGGGCUAAAAGGCUCCACUUAUGUAAACAAAAUCUGUAAAAGAGAUUAACAACAAAACCUGAGGUGAGAUAAUAAAAUGUGCAGUAUAAUUAAAUGGA
Molecule: messenger RNA, 521 nt
Organism: Apus apus (common swift)
Lineage: Eukaryota; Metazoa; Chordata; Aves; Apodiformes; Apodidae
Product: promotilin-like
Exons: 5
Coding region: 26-385 (119 amino acids)
Cellular component (GO): extracellular region
Molecular function (GO): hormone activity
Source: RefSeq, a predicted model, not a curated record